CCAUCAGGCCUCAAUCACGUAUAUAUAUAUAUUUGUAUGUGUAUAUAUGUAUUGUGUAUGUAUAUUCGCCUCCCUCCCAAUCCGUUUCCAUCCCUCUCGCCUCGCCUGCCGUGAAAUCCUCCCAUAAAAAUCUAGAUUUUGGCAUUUAUUUUCCACUCUGUGACCUUUUCGAUGGCCUCGCCCUCUCAAGCCAGCCUCCUCCUUCAGAAGCAGCUCAAAGAUCUGUGCAAGAACCCCGUGGAUGGAUUCUCGGCUGGGUUGCUGGAUGAGAGUAAUCUGUUCGAAUGGAGUGUGACCAUAAUUGGGCCGCCUGAUACACUUUAUGAAGGGGGUUUCUUCAAUGCCAUUAUGACCUUCCCUCCGAAUUACCCAAAUAGUCCCCCAACAGUGAAGUUUACUUCUGAGAUUUGGCAUCCAAAUGUAUAUCCAGAUGGAAAAGUCUGCAUUUCAAUUCUUCAUCCCCCUGGCGAUGAUCCAAGUGGCUACGAACUAGCUAGUGAGCGUUGGUCGCCUGUUCACACGGUGGAGAGUAUAGUUCUAAGCAUCAUAUCAAUGCUUUCAAGCCCGAAUGACGAGUCUCCUGCUAAUGUUGAAGCUGCUAAGGAAUGGAGAGAACAUAGGGAUGAUUUCAGGAAGAAGGUUAGUCGAUGUGUUAGACGGUCACAGGAAAUGCUGUAAACAAAUGAACAAACUGUUUGGCUGUUUUCUGAAAAAUGUAUUGUUCCGGUGUCGAUGAAUUUGUCCCUGUCUGCGUCUGCGCAAACGUUGAAUUUCUAUAAAAGAUGGAAUUCGAUAAACAAGGUGGUUUUUAGUUUGUUUUUAUGUUCUUGAGCUUCCCAUAUGCAAAUAACAAUGGAUCAUAUGACAGAAAAAGGAAUUCUUUUAUGAUUA
Molecule: messenger RNA, 891 nt
Organism: Andrographis paniculata
Lineage: Eukaryota; Viridiplantae; Streptophyta; Magnoliopsida; Lamiales; Acanthaceae
Product: ubiquitin-conjugating enzyme E2 7
Exons: 6
Coding region: 172-678 (168 amino acids)
Biological process (GO): protein polyubiquitination; ubiquitin-dependent protein catabolic process
Molecular function (GO): ubiquitin conjugating enzyme activity
Source: RefSeq, a predicted model, not a curated record